AGAAAACAUUCACUGCGGGGAAUGGCUUUUAGUACGAGGAUAUUUCUGUAAUUAUGUUUGUAUCGUGCUCAUUGAUUAAUUUCCUUGUUUUCAAUAAGCCUAUGUGAUCAUUUUUUUCAAUUACAUCUGACAUGCAAAAGGUUCACCGCAACCUAAAUACCUGAUGAGUCUAUGUCUGCUCCAAAACAUUAAUUAAUGCAACAAUUAAUACAUGUAUGUGAAGUUGAUGACAGCCAGAAAAAGAAACUUGAAAACGUGAAAAAAUAACUUUCUUUGUCAAAGGGAACAUUAUCAACAUUUUUUUCCAACAAUUCAAACAAUGCAUCACUGCACUGUGUAGAACACAGCAUGUGGGAAGAUCUUAGUAUUUACUGAUGCUGCUUUCACUCCACUUCCCAGGUCAUUAUAGAUCUCCCAGGCAUAUGCAGUCCUCCUGCAGUAUGCCACAUAAUGCCCGAGAGAAUCCUGGCUCCAGACUGGAGGGAAAUUCAAGCAAGGCAACUUCCUUGCAACUGCUACCAAGACGGACACUGGGAAGGAUUUUCAAUUGGCCUGAGGCAGAGAGAGUCAGGAAGGCUGAGUCCCUCUUCAGCAGCAGUCUGAAGAGAAGCCAUGCCACAGGUCUGCAGGACAGCAACGUUUGGACAAACAAUGGAGAUGUGGCAUUGUGCAUCAAUUUGGAGAGCACCAGAGGUCAGGAGGACAGGUUUGAAUAUUUCCCCCAGCAGUUCUGCCCUCUAGCAAAUCCGCAUGUUUCCCUCAAUGAAGGAAAGAUGACGAGCAACAAACCGGUCCACACGAAUGGGGUGGCCAAAUUUGGCAGGUGGCUUGGCUCAGGGUCUCCGAAGUCCAUCGAUUUAUUUGCCUGUGAUGCUCGCCAUACAUGUGGUUCCAUCCUGCCCUCACAAAGUUCCUUGGCUACCUGCACACGCAACUGUCCAGAUAGAAACCGCUUUGAGCUACCAGUGUGUCGGGAGUCAUCACUGUUCUUAAUGAAACAGUUCAAUAUUAUUGGACUGUUAAUUUCUGGCUCUCCGCUACAAUUAAUGUUGAGAAGGCCAUGACACUCCUUGCAGUAUCCUCUGAUUUCGAUAUAAUUAUUUGAGACCAAUGGAUAGACCUUGGCUCUUUUAAAAACAAAUGUGCAAGGAAUUUUGACUGUUUUCCAGAUUUGUUCAUUUAUGAUGUGGGUCCAGGUGCCAGGCUUCAAAAUUGUAUAUUCUCUUUUUCGGGUUCGACAGUUCUUAUCUUUGUAUUCAGCCUUUUCCAGAAUAAAUUCCAUCCACUUGUCAAAAGGAAUAUGAAGCUGAAAGGACCGUUCAGGUCCUGAUUCCGAGCUUGCUUCACUGCUAGUUUCAGGAUCAGUUUCAUCAUGACUGAAUCCCAGAGCUGACCAGAUAUUGCGUCUGUCUGUUUUUACAAAGGUGUACAGAGCCUUUGCAGACAUCUUCUUUUCCAACUGGUCACUCAGAUCUGUCCAUACAGUAGCGCUUGGAGUGGCUACGUUACCAUUUUCAAGUAUGGCCUCUUUUGAUGAGCAGAGAACUGCAACAAUUAAAUCAUUGUCUACUGCUGGUUGUUUGGGCAUCUAGUUGAAGGACAAAUAUAAAUAUAAUCAGGAUUCAUUGCUUGAAUAAAUAAAAUUACACAUGCGUGAUCAUUAUAAUGGCUAUGCAUGGACGGAAAAAUGAUGCAAAGGGAAAAAUAUUUUGACAUCAAAAUGUAUCAAGCAUGCUUUCUUUAGAAAUUUAGUUUUCUUGGUCAGUGCAAAUUACACACGUAUAAUAAGACAAUGUUAGCCAACUAGCUAUUCAGACUACCUAGGGUGUUUUUAAUUCUAUAUUGUAGGAACUCCGUUUUUUUUUUUUUACACAUUUUACUUACAUUGGUCGAUGGUCACUUCCCAGAAAAAGACGCUUUCUGUCACUCACUGUUAUUAAAUCUUCGGAGAUAGUUGUGCAUUUGUCGCUU
This is a messenger RNA of Syngnathus acus (greater pipefish), 1971 nucleotides long. RefSeq lists its product as uncharacterized. The transcript has 6 exons. The record is from RefSeq and is a predicted model, not a curated record. Bases 375 to 1064 code for a protein of 229 amino acids. Lineage: Eukaryota; Metazoa; Chordata; Actinopteri; Syngnathiformes; Syngnathidae.